Perca flavescens (yellow perch) is the source of this 2424-nucleotide messenger RNA. Its product is annotated as histone H1-like. Gene Ontology annotation, biological process: nucleosome assembly. NCBI's taxonomy places the organism in Eukaryota, Metazoa, Chordata, Actinopteri, Perciformes, Percidae. The record is from RefSeq and is a predicted model, not a curated record. Gene Ontology annotation, cellular component: nucleosome. The transcript has a single exon. Gene Ontology annotation, molecular function: structural constituent of chromatin; DNA binding. Bases 309 to 920 code for a protein of 203 amino acids.
ACGAACAAAAUGCAGAGAGCGUCAGAGCUCUACAUGACUUCAAUAUGAAGAUAAACAAUUCCGCUAUCGGCUCCCAUCACUAUUAGCCUUCAGCACUUCUCCCAUAUUUAGUUUAUAGUAUUUUAUCAGUGAAGAGAAAACACAAGUGCCGCGGCUUUCAGACUGCACAGAGGAGCCACGAGCUGGGUUGAGUCUCCGCGGUUCUCAUGGUGUGUUUAAGAGCAGCCCGCUGCUCUCGGCUGGGCUCUUGAACAGUCUAGUCAGGCUCUCGUGCUGUCGGGAGUAAGAAAACAGACCUUCAGAAGAAAAUGGCAGAAGAGGCAGCUCCAGCUCCAGCUCCUGCUCCAGCCGCGCCGGCGAAAGCAGCUAAGAAGAAGGUUCCCAAUCCUAAGAAGGUUGGCCCAGACCUUGGUGAGCUCAUCGUUAAAGCUCUGGCCGCGUCCACGGAGCGGAGCGGCAUGUCCGCGGCCGCCCUCAAGAAGGCUCUGGCUGCCGGAGGCUACGAUGUGGAUAAAAACAGUACCAGCGUCAAGACCACCAUCAAGAGCCUGGUGGCUAAGUGGACUCUGGUCCAAACAAAGGGGACCGGCGGGGCCUCCGGCUCCUUCAAGAUGAACGAGAAGGCUGUCGAGACGAAGGCUAAGAAGCCAACCAAGAAAGCCGCUCCUAAAGCCAAGAACAAGCCCGCAGCCAAGAAACUCACAGCGGCCAAAAAGCCCGCGGCAGCCAAGAAGCCAGCGGCAGCCAAGAAGCCAGCAGCAGCGGCAGCAAAGAAAUCCCCGAAGAAGCCCGCAGCGGUUAAGAAAGUGGCAAAGAGUCCUAAGAAGGUGGCCAAAAAGUCCACUGCAGCCAAGAAAGCCCCCGCAAAGAAGGCUGCCAAGCCCAAAGUGAAGAAGACAGCAGCACCUAAGAAGAAGUGAGCUGUAAUCGGGUCUGAUGAACAAAAGCUCUUUUAAGAGCCAGCCACAUCAUUUUUAAAGAGCGUUUUCCUGUCGUUUCUUAUUGUCAUUAACAGCAGACAUUUUUGGAUGUAAGAGGAGGAAGAGUAAUUCCUAGUUCAAUGCUUAUUCAUUUCAAGUUCUUACAUAUUCAAUAUCCUAAUUAAGUAUUUUUGGUUGAAUUAGGUUUAAUUUAUAAAUAUAAACCUACGGUAAUUUAGAGGAGGUAAAUAAAGUAGGAAAAGUAUGACGUAGCCUAAGCUAAAUGGGCUUUAUUUAGCCUACUGCUGUAUCAUACAGUUGGUUAUUAUUUAUGUGAAUUUAAUACAUAACGUGAAUUUAACACAAUUCCAUAUUCACACUCAGGCCAGCCUAUUUUUUUAUUAUUACAUGUUUGAUAGCUUCUUGUUUAAAAUCAUGCAGAGUCAAGGUUAGCAAAAUGUGAUGUUUUGACUUAAUUGUGCUAAAAAACGCACUUCAAAAGGUGCAGUAGCAGUUUCACUUAUAGAUAGCACAAUGUUACCAUCCCAGUGUUUCUGAAGACAUCUUAGCCUAUAUAUAUGAUGGUAUUUCAAAACUGAGCUGCAUGUGUACUUAACAUUGUUUUUUAAAACUGAGAUGCAUGUGUGCUUUUACUUUACAUUGUUUCAUUUUAACAAAUGUGAAGUUAUGUAUGAGUUAAGGAAGAUAACCAACAAAUUAGUGCCUGUCAUGCACGGUAAGAUAACAUAAUUGUGACGACCAGAGGGUGCUGUUGGACGAGAUAAGAUGUGGCCCCCUAAGAGGGGCUCGUUGGGGCAAACCAGUACAUUGUUUUAACCCUAUGGGAAGUCACUAACAGUGCCUAUAAGUGUGGGUAGGUUUUUCAAAGCACACUUGAUUAAUGAGGUUGUCCCAUCACCCAACUCAAUAAAUUGCUGCCAAUUGCUUAAGCAGAGCUUUUUGAAAUAUUCACAUAAAAGUAUGUCAUAACAGCCACACCACAUUACAAUUAAAAUCAAUUUUGUGUCUGACUCUGGAGUCAGUGAAUGAGACCACACAACGUCCCCAAAUAAAGCCUUCAGUCCUGGAUGUAUGGCUUCCAUAUGGAUGAAUUGUGUAAUACAUUACAAAAAUCCAGUCCUACAGAAAUGCUGUUGCAUCCAAACCGUAUUUUUGUGUGGAAACCAACUAAGCAGAAAUCAUAUGACUAGUGGAAAGUGUAUCUAUAAGUAGCCUACCAUUACUUAAUCAGUGUGGUGAAGCCUACUCUUAACAUAUACUUGCUUAAUCACCACUGUCACUUUAACUUUAAAAAUUUUUCUCCAUAUGCUUUUGUAUAGUUUCUAUUUAUGACUUUUAUUUUACCUAUCUUCGUUUGAUAUACAUGUAGGCUACUGUAUAUAGCCUACAUCAUAUCACAUUUUUUUACUUUCUCUAUUUGUACUAUUGCUGUCUUUUUGCUGCUGUAACCGCUCUAUUCCAUCAAUAAAGGGGGUAAAUAGGU